This is a messenger RNA of Trichoderma aggressivum f. europaeum, 2685 nucleotides long. RefSeq lists its product as uncharacterized. NCBI's taxonomy places the organism in Eukaryota, Fungi, Ascomycota, Sordariomycetes, Hypocreales, Hypocreaceae. Gene Ontology annotation, cellular component: membrane; cell wall. Gene Ontology annotation, biological process: proteolysis. The coding region runs from base 1 to 2685 and encodes 894 amino acids. The record is from RefSeq and is a predicted model, not a curated record. Gene Ontology annotation, molecular function: serine-type endopeptidase activity. The transcript has 4 exons.
AUGGUCGCCUAUCUGCGUUUGUUGCCCAUUUUGGUUGACGAGAGUCUGACUGGAGGCAGUUGGGAGUAUGUUCCCGGCGCCUACAUCAUCGAGUAUGAAGACGGUCAUGAAAAUGAGGCAUCGCUAUUCAGCGACCUCCACACUCGUGGACUACCGGCCUCAAAGCGGAUGAGCUUAUCGUAUUCCUUGUUUAAAGGAGCCUCCUUUCAACUGGACGCAGUCGAUUUAGAUCCUCAUUCCGCUUCCACCAAAAUCGCAUCCCUUACCUCAGUAAAGAAUGUGUGGCCCGUCCGUCACCUUCAGCACCUAGGAAGCGCCAAAUCUAGAGUGGGAAACAAACAUUUCAACAGCUUAGACAGCCUAUCAGAACAUUGGUCCAGAGCAACGGCAGUAAACGACGCUGAUUCAUAUGCGCCACAUGUUAUGACCCAAGUGGACAAGCUACACGCAGAAGGGUACACCGGCAAAGGUAUUCGCAUCGGCAUUGUCGACUCUGGAGUUGACUAUAACCAUCCUGUCUUAGGGGGCUGCUUCGGCCCUGGGUGCAUUAUCAGCUAUGGAAUGGACCUAAUUGGGGAUGCCUUCAACGGCACCAACACUCCCGUUCCUGGCCCCUACCCCAAGGAUUGCCUUGGCCAUGGAACGCACGUCUCUGGGAUUAUUGCCGCCCAAAAGAAUCCUCUGGGCUUCAUUGGUGCUGCGUAUGGCGCAACGAUCGGCAUGUACAAGGCCUUGGACUGUGAGGGUAGUUCCUCCAACGACGUUCUGAUUGCCGGUUUCAACCAGGCAUAUGAGGACGGAUCGGAUGUUAUUUCUCUUUCCGUCGGAAUCAUCUCUGGCUGGAAAGAAGAUCCGCUCGCAAUCACAGUAUCCCGGAUCAUCGACGCCGGUGUGCCUUGUGUUAUUGCAAACGGUAACAAUGGCCCUGGUGUUUUCACCUCAGCUAGUCCUGCAGCUGGCAGCGGAGUCAUGAAUGUGGGAUCCAUAGAGAACACUAUGACGCCCUUGCUGGGGACCGAAGGCUUCACCAGCUUGGCAAGUUCUUCCGAUAACUUGACCUCCUUUGUCUGGAUUCCUGGAACUCCCGCGUUUCCCAAUAUCACUCUGCCGUUUUGGGCUGUGACUCCCAAUGUGACUACAGAUGGCACCUGGAGCGCCUGCAGCCCGCUGAAUGAUGAUGCACCUACAGACCUCAGCGAUAAAAUCGUUCUCGUGGAGCUGGAUGACUGCGGGGACUCAACUAUCGCAGACAACCUGUCGAAGAAUAACGCAACAUAUAUCAUGUUCUAUAACUCUGAUGACGACCUAGACAACGUCAGUACCUCUUCUAGUACUCUCGGUGCCGGCAUGGUUGCCCUGCAGCAAGCUACGGAAUGGCGAGAUCUCCUGGGAAACGGCACAGAACUGUAUGCGACACUGGUUGAGCCUCAGUCUGCCAGCCUUGCCGCGGGAUAUUAUCCAAACGACUCCAACGGCGGCUACGUAGAUGACUACUCAAGCUGGGGUCCUACAUGGGAGGCAGAUCUGGAUCCUCACAUCUCGACACCGGGAGGCUCGAUUCUUUCCACUUAUCCGUUGAACCAGGGAGGAUAUUACGUCGACUCUGGCACCUCCAUGGCAGCACCUAUCAUGGCUUCAAUUUAUGCCUUGAUUAUGCAAGCCCGCUCCAUCAAAGAUCCCAAGACUCUCAUGAGCUUGGUCUCAUCUACAGCAAAGCAGACGAAGUAUUAUGACUCGUAUCUGGGGAUAUUUUAUGAUGGACUUGCGCCUGUAGCGCAACAAGGUGCCGGUUUGGCGCAAGCCUAUGAUGCAGUUCAUGCAAUCACCUCUUUGAGCGUAUCAAGCUUCUCUUUCAACGACACAGAUCACUUUGUCAACAGUACGGAUUUUACAAUCAAGAAUGGAGCCAGCCGAGCAGUUAUAUACUCAAUCAGUCACACGCCCUCUAGAUCUAGGGAUACUUACAAAAUUGGGCAGUCCAACCCGUCACAAUCUUCAAACUCAAGCGAUAUCGCAGCGACUCUUGCUUUCUCCGAGGCCACGAUCACAGUUCCAGCAGGUGGAUCAGCCAAGGUGACAGUCAAAGUAACUCUUCCCCAAGGGCUCACUGCAGCAAACCUCCCCAUCUAUGGCGGAUACAUUACCUUGAAUGGUUCUACUGGCGAACAUCUAGUCAUUCCAUAUCUCGGAGUGGCUGGAAGCCUUGCAAAUACUCAGAGCAUAGAUCCUUACUAUAGCUUCAUUUACCAUACUUCGGGUCGCUUCCCCCAGGCGGCCCCUGACAACGACACAUGGACGAUACCUUAUCCUACACUAGGUAGUCAGCCCUCCGCAUCAUCAUCGUCAUCUGUCGACUAUCCUGCGCUGGGGAUUGAGGCUGAUUCUGGUAUUCCACUGAUGAGAGCAGACAUCAUUCCUCUUGGCGGUACACCAGCCAAAAUCACGAAAGUUCUGGGAGUCGAUGUAGCCGGUAGCCUUUUUGGGUAUCCCGUGCAAUGGCUGAAUACGAAUAUUCAUCAAGUCGCGUUCAAUGGCAUAACACAAGAGGGCACAAUCUUGCCAGAAGGGAAUUAUGCCGUACUACUACGGGCGUUGAAGAUUUUUGGAGAUGCAAGUAAUCCUGAUGACUAUGUCACCAAACAGACGCAAUCAUUCAACAUCAAAUAUACUUCGACGAUGGCAUAG